GGCCGCGGGAAAGUAGAGAGUGGCUAAUCGGCGGGUGAGUUUUUUUUUCGUCGGGGCUCAGCCGCAGCAGGUGGAGAUCGCAAGGAUAUCUAGGAUGCUGUGAAGAGGGUUGAACGAUCACGAGGAGUUGAUACUCGCUGGUGAGGAUCGGUCUGGUCGGUGGACAGAGGGACAAACGUGGUGAUCGUGGACCUCGAGGAUGGCCGGUGACGGUGCGACGGAUAAUGACGUCGGAGAGGGGAGCGAUCAGGGUGCGUCAGCGCAGGGAGAACCACAUUCCAGAGUGGGCGGCAUUGUGGAAUGCGAUCCCCCCGGUAACAGGAAUUCGUCGAGCGAGCUGCCCAACGCUAUCGGGGACGGUGCGUGCCGCUAUGGUGCGAGCGGUGCCAGCAGCGGUAUGUCUUUCGUCGAGGUUUGUCAGGUGCGUCUGCAGCAUCUCUUUCCCCAGCUGGCUCCUCCUGCCAGGUAUAGCCUGUGCGAAGACUCCAUAGAGCUGACUGCAGAGUGUUUGGCCAAUGAUGUCAUUCGGUAUCUUCUUAAGGAGGAUAUAUACCUGAUAUCCAGGGAUCCAAUCUCUCGUAGCAUGAGACACAAUGUCUACCAGAUGCUCAACAAGCACAGCAUACUCUUCACUAGCAUGGUCAAUCGACUUAAUGUUGUGCCGGAUACUGCUUAUGAGGCAUUCAUGGCUGUUGCCGAUGAACUGUUUCUCCAUGGUGGUGUUACGUGGGCUAGGAUUGUUUGUCUGUAUGCCUUCAUGGGAAGGCUCGCACUUUGGGCUAGGGACAGACGAAUGCAUGCACUGAAGAAGAAAUUACCACUGUACGUUUCAAGAUACAUUGGAGAGGAGAUAGCACAUUUCAUUAAAGGCUAUGGGGGAUGGGAACAACUUUGUAUAGAGUAUCCAGUCGCAGAAGAAGUCAGCGGAGCAGUUUGGAGGAGUCUCUUAAUGACCGGAGCCACCCUAGGCUUGGUCGCCACUAUAUUAACUGUAACUUCCUGAAGUGUAAGAAGAAUUCAGUAAACUAUUAACCGUGUACUUAUAUCCUGUGAUCGUGAUCGUUCAAAGACAGAAUAUUAAAAAAUAAUUUAUCAUGAUAACACGCCAUUCAGGUGAGUUUAAGCGAAUCGAUUCUACAUUUGUUUAUAAUCGGAAAAGCCGUUAAAACGGACACAAAAUUCUUAAUUUUUUAUUUUUGGUACGUAUACAAAGACUAAGGCAAAUAGAAAGACCCUUAUUGAUCUCCAAUUAACCAUGACUUUCUUACACUUACUCUUCAAAGUAUUUUUCUCUUUUCUUUUUUUUCUUUCUUUACUCAAGCGCAAGACAACAAUGCAAGUUCCCUAUUAACUAUAAUAAUAAUAAACUUUUCUCAAUGGGUUAGUUCAAUUAGUAGGAAGACUUUCUUUGUUUAACUGCGAGCAAGGCAUUUUGCCCCUUCUUCAUAUGAAAUAUAAUUUUCAACGAAUGAUACUUAAAAAAAAAGAAUUAUAAAACAAAACAGUCGACAAUUUAGAUCUCAGCGCCAAACAAGAAUCUCGAAAUUAUAUUGAAUUUAGGUAGACGCGAACUAUUUGUAUUUAUUUAUAAUUUAUUUUAGGUAGAAAAUAUAUUAAAUAACAAAUUCUACAAACGAUACGCUUGGCCACGAAUGGCCAUAGUAGCAUCUCUCUUGCUGUAAACAUA
Molecule: messenger RNA, 1687 nt
Organism: Cephus cinctus (wheat stem sawfly)
Lineage: Eukaryota; Metazoa; Arthropoda; Insecta; Hymenoptera; Cephidae
Exons: 3
Coding region: 200-1003 (267 amino acids)
Biological process (GO): regulation of apoptotic process; extrinsic apoptotic signaling pathway in absence of ligand; intrinsic apoptotic signaling pathway in response to DNA damage
Cellular component (GO): mitochondrial outer membrane
Molecular function (GO): protein heterodimerization activity; protein homodimerization activity
Source: RefSeq, a predicted model, not a curated record